GGGCUGCCAGCCAGGGAGGGACAGGGGCAGGGAGGCUCCGGCCAGUCCCAGCAGCCGGGGACAGAUGCCGAUCGAGAUUGUGUGCAAAAUCAAAUUCGCAGAGGAAGAUGCGAAACCCAAGGAGAAGGAGGCAGGGGAUGAGCAAAGCCUCCUGGGGGCAGCACAGGGGACAGCAGCCCCCCGGGACCUGGCCACCUUUGCCAGCACCAGCACUCUGCACGGGCUGGGCCGGGCCUGUGGCCCAGGCCCCCACGGACUACGCAGAAGCCUGUGGGCACUGGCCCUACUCACCUCACUGGCCGCUUUCCUGUACCAGGCUGCCGGCCUGGCGCGGGGCUACCUAACCCGGCCUCACCUGGUGGCCAUGGAUCCCGCCGCGCCAGCCCCAACAGCGGGCUUCCCCGCCGUCACCCUCUGUAACAUCAACCGCUUCCGGCACUCGGCCCUCAGCGAUGCCGACAUCUUCCACCUGGCCAACCUGACGGGGCUGCCCCCCAAGGACCGGGAUGGGCACCGUGCUGCCGGCCUGCGCUACCCGGAGCCCGACAUGGUAGACAUCCUCAACCGCACCGGCCACCAGCUUGCAGACAUGCUCAAGAGCUGCAACUUCAGUGGGCAUCACUGUUCCGCCAGCAACUUCUCCGUGGUCUAUACUCGCUACGGGAAGUGUUAUACCUUCAACGCUGAUCCACAGAAUUCACUGCCCAGUCGGGCAGGGGGCAUGGGCAGUGGCCUGGAGAUCAUGUUGGACAUCCAGCAGGAGGAAUACCUGCCCAUCUGGAGAGAAACAAAUGAGACAUCAUUCGAGGCUGGCAUCCGGGUGCAGAUCCAUAGCCAAGAGGAGCCCCCCUACAUCCACCAGUUGGGCUUCGGUGUGUCCCCAGGCUUCCAGACCUUUGUGUCCUGCCAGGAACAGCGGCUGACCUAUCUGCCCCAGCCCUGGGGCAACUGCCGGGCGGAGAAUGGGCUCCGGGAGCCCGAGCUUCAGGGCUACUCAGCCUACAGUGUGUCUGCCUGCCGGCUGCGCUGUGAAAAGGAGGCCGUGCUUCAGCGCUGCCACUGCCGGAUGGUGCACAUGCCAGGCAAUGAGACCAUCUGCCCGCCGAAUAUCUACAUCGAGUGUGCCGACCACACACUGGACUCCUUGGGAGGGGGCUCCGAGGGCCCGUGUUUCUGCCCUACUCCCUGCAACCUGACUCGCUACGGGAAAGAAAUCUCAAUGGUCAGGAUCCCCAACAGGGGCUCAGCCCGGUACCUGGCGAGGAAGUACAACCGCAAUGAGACCUACAUCCGGGAGAACUUCCUGGUCCUUGAUGUCUUUUUUGAAGCCCUGACCUCCGAGGCCAUGGAGCAGCGAGCAGCCUAUGGCCUGUCAGCCCUUCUGGGAGAUCUCGGGGGACAGAUGGGCCUCUUCAUUGGGGCCAGCAUCCUCACACUACUGGAGAUCCUGGACUACAUUUAUGAGGUGUCCUGGGACCGACUGAAGCGGGUGUGGCGUCGUCCCAAGACCCCCCUGCGGACCUCCACCGGGGGCAUCUCCACCCUGGGGCUGCAGGAGCUGAAGGAGCAGAGUCCAUGCCCAAGCCGGGGCUGUGCUGAAGGUGGGGGAGCCAGCGGCCUGCUCCCCAACCACCACCACCCUCCUGGCCCCCGAGGAGGCCUCUUUGAAGACUUUGCUUGCUAGGACGGUGCUGUCUAAAAAGACCCAGGGGUCUGGGAACCCUUCCAGGAUCCCCAACAGUCUCCUCCCUCCUGGGACACAAGGCCUGGGGGCAGCCCGAGGGAAGGGGGAGAGGGAAGAGGGCAGUCCUCACUGGGAGGGUGGGGAUUCAGUUCAGGCUCUCACCAGCUCUGGCGCCAGCUGCUUUGCACAAGGGUCUUUCCUGUCCACCCCCCCACCCCUCAGGCUGGUGCCCAGGGAGGGCUGGAGGGGAAGGAAGGAAGGGAGUGAGGGAGGUGGAGGAAGGGGCCCACCCUAGCAGGGGUGGAACCCCCUGUACAUUUGUAUAUAUUUAGGGAGGACAGGGUGGGGGUGGGGAAACAGAUGUAGAAAGUGGGUGGGGCUAUGGGGGUGGGUGAUUCAGGGACAGCCAGAGUCCCAGCCCUAGAAUGUCAGCAGGAGAAGGAGAACCCCGGGGACUCAGGAGUGCUGGACUGGUCCUACUUCCUUUCCCUCUCCAGGCCCAGCUCCCCUUUUGGCAGGGGGAUUGGGAGGCCCAGCAGGCCUGGCCCAGCUCCCAAUUCCCCCUGCCCCAACCCCACCUUCAGAGUCUCCUCCACAGGGAGCAGGCUGACCCAUUAGACCUUGGCUGAGCUUGGGGGUGGGGAAGGGAGCCUUCUCGAUGGGCCUCUCUGCCUCUGGUCUGGUUUUAUAAAGUGCUGAUGAAACUGAGAAUAAAGAGGCAUAAAGAA
Messenger RNA from Neogale vison (American mink), 2412 nucleotides. RefSeq names its product acid sensing ion channel subunit family member 4 (gene ASIC4). Bases 65 to 1684 code for a protein of 539 amino acids. The record is from RefSeq and is a predicted model, not a curated record. Gene Ontology annotation, cellular component: membrane. The transcript is spliced from 10 exons. Lineage: Eukaryota; Metazoa; Chordata; Mammalia; Carnivora; Mustelidae. Gene Ontology annotation, biological process: sodium ion transmembrane transport. Gene Ontology annotation, molecular function: ligand-gated sodium channel activity.